AAGUUGCUGACAAAUGUGACCGUUCGAGAUGGAGAGCCUGCAAGGUUUGAAUGCAUCAUAUCAGGUAAUCCGAGGCCUACUAUCACCUGGUUCCACAACCACAAGAUUAUCAAACCUUCCCCUGAGUUUCUGCAGUUUUAUGAUGAGUUUGAUAACACCUGCAGUCUUUCAAUCAGAGAAGUUUUCCCUGAAGAUGGCGGUAGGUACACCGUCGUCGCCAAAAAUGUUACUGGACUGGCUUCUUCU
This is a messenger RNA of Helobdella robusta, 246 nucleotides long. RefSeq lists its product as hypothetical. The transcript has a single exon. The record is from RefSeq and is a predicted model, not a curated record. The annotation marks the transcript as partial. Lineage: Eukaryota; Metazoa; Annelida; Clitellata; Rhynchobdellida; Glossiphoniidae.